Apis dorsata (giant honeybee) is the source of this 3131-nucleotide messenger RNA. Its product is annotated as phospholipase D3-like. The transcript has 12 exons. Gene Ontology annotation, molecular function: catalytic activity. The record is from RefSeq and is a predicted model, not a curated record. NCBI's taxonomy places the organism in Eukaryota, Metazoa, Arthropoda, Insecta, Hymenoptera, Apidae. The coding region runs from base 156 to 2135 and encodes 659 amino acids.
UUUGUCUUAAGUGAUGUUACAUUUUUCCUAUUAUCUUUGUUCAAUUUGAUUUAUGAAUCUCUAUACAAAUUGUGUUUAUAAGUAUAUAUAAUCUAAGCAUAAACUUAUAAAGAAAACAAUAACUUGAUUUAUUUCAAUUUUUUAAUUACAUCGCAAUGUCUUUUUUUACUUGGAAAGGAAGCAACCGUUCCGAAAAUAUUGAACAUACUGGACACAAUUUACAAGAUGGUCUUUUUCAAAUCGCAUCUCAAGCUUGUCAUAUUUUAGUACAAGUAAAUAAUACGCAUAAUAUUUCGUACGGUGGAAACAAUAAUGUAAAGAAUAUUGCAUAUUCCAAAUGUUUAAAGAGUGAUAAAGAUUCAACACGAUUGGCAGCUUCUUCCACGACUAAAGGAACUACCACAGUCAAAUCUUAUUCAAAAUAUAUGAAAGAUCAAGACAAAGAUCAGGAUAUUGUCGUUCUAUUACCACAUCGUAAAAACAGAACACCUCUUAUUAAACAUAAAUUAUCUACAGUUUCGGAAAAUGCUAGAUUAGAAUUGAAUUCAUCAAAAUAUACCAGCGGUAGUGAAAAUAAUGGUAAUUCUGCUGGUAAUAAUAUCGUAUCCGAUGAUGAUUUCGAAUUAUGGGAUCAUUCUGGUUUUAUGUUGAGAAACGAUGCAGAUGAUCCAAUAAUGAAUGGGAAAUGGGGAGGUGCUCAAGGAUGGUGUAAGCCAAGUUGCAUUCCAAUCACAGUUAUAUUAAUUUUGAUUGUGCUAGUUGUUUUAUUACCAUUAUUAGAUCAUGCAGCAGAUAAAUAUGCAUUAAAUGAUACGGAUUUAGAUAUUGAUUCUAAUUGCAUGGAAGGCUGUAAUUUAUCUUUUGUUGAAACUUUACCAGUAGGCAUGAAUUAUAUAAAUAACACUGUUUUCCUUGAUAAUACUUAUGAUUCCUGGAUCAAACUUAUUUCAUUAGCACGACAAAAAAUAGAAAUAGCAUCGUUUUAUUGGACUAUGAAGAGAGAAGAUGUAUAUUCAGAUGAUACUGCAAAACAAGGCGAAGAAAUUUUUCGUUUGCUUCUCCAAGCGGGAAGAGAUCGAAAGAUUUUGUUGAAAAUAACGCAAAAUAUGCCAUCACAAAUUAGUCCGAACAUUAAUACAGAAAUUUUGAUGAAAAAAGCGCACGCUAAGGUUAAAAAUUUAAACUUCGCGGGAUUAUUCGGAGGAGGAGUACUUCACUCAAAAUUAUGGCUUAUUGACAGAACACAUCUAUAUGUAGGUUCCGCGAAUAUGGACUGGCGUUCACUUACACAAGUAAAAGAGCUUGGUUUAACCAUUUUAAAUUGCAGUUGCCUGGCAAACGAUUAUGCCAAGAUUUUCGAUAUUUAUUGGACAGUAGGUGAAAAUGGUAAAAUACCAUCUGUUUGGCCAGACAUUUUUAAUACAAAGAUCAACUUAAAGAAUCCAAUAAACUUUACUUAUAUGAACAAUAAAUAUAAAGCAUUUGUCGCUAGUUCACCUCCACCAUUUUCGCCCAAAGAUAGAACCAAUGAUGUGGAUGCUAUUCUUUAUUGUAUCGAAAGAGCAGAGAAAUUUAUUUAUAUUUCUGUAAUGGAUUAUUUUCCAUUAACUGUAUAUACACCUAAAAUAAAGUAUUGGCCGAUAAUAGACGAUGCAUUGAGAACUGCAGCAAUCGAACGUAAAAUACAUAUACGAUUGUUAAUAUCAUCAUGGAAAUAUUCAAGUAAAUUAGAAUUUUCUUUUUUGAAGUCUCUUAUGGAAUUGACAGAUAGUUACACAGGUGUGAAAAUCGAAGUGAAAAGAUUUGUAGUUCCUACUAAUCCUGAUUUUGAUAAAAUACCAUUUUCAAGAGUAAAUCAUAAUAAGUAUAUGGUGACUGAUGCAACUGCAUAUAUAGGUACAAGCAACUGGUCUGGCGAUUAUUUCAUAAACACUGCAGGUAUUGGUACAGUAUUUGAGACAAUCGGCGAUCAAACUUUGAACAAUCUUAGGCAACAAUUGGAAAAUAUUUUUCAUCGUGAUUGGAAUUCCGAAUAUUCCUACUCUCUAAAUGGAAGUUUACCAUUCGUAGAACGACAGAUAAAUACUAUUGAAGAUGACUAUUAUCUAUCAUCAGCACGUUACAUAUUAGCGUGAUAACGUCAAUGAUUUCAUUAACAAUUAUACGUGCCUAACGAAAAAAAAUGAAAAUCAUUUUUCGAUGCUUAAUAUUUAUAAUUAGAGAUGAAUCUGUUAAAUUUCUAGACUUUCCAUUUUUGAUAAAUAUUAAACUUUUUUUCUUCUCUUUUUUAUUAUUUUUUUUUUUUUAUUUUUACGCACAUUUUUACGAUUAUCUAUAUUCAGCAAAUAUCAAUUUCAUGCUGACGUUUUAUUUGUUCCGUGUACAUUACAUACACGCAAAUACAGAUACAUUCUUCUUCCAUUCUUUUUUACCAUUCCUUUUGGUAUUAUUUCUUUGAAAAUAUACACAUGUGCAGUCGCGUAUAUAUCAUAUACAUCUACGUACAAGCAUGCUCUAUCUUUUUUUUUCUUUCCUUUCUAUGUAUAUAUCCAUCAUACAUAAAUGUAUAAAUUAUGAGAAACGCACAUACCUGAAAUCUUAAGCUUAUAGGAAUAAUCUUACAUAACGGACGUUUGUGUGCCUUGCUUUAAGUGACCUUGCAAAUGUCUUCUAUGAAAAAUCGUUUCAAUGCCAGUGCCCCAUGUUCCGUCCAUAUAUAUAUAAUUCUUAAAAAGAUAUUAAAUAUUGUAAUAAUUAAUAUUUAUAAUUUUUCGUUUUUAUACGAGUAUUAAUUAAGAAAAAUUGCAUGAAUCUGUGACAUUUAUUAUGUGUUAAUAAUAUUAUAUGUUUUGCAAAUAUAAAAUAUAAAAUGUAUCGUAAAUAUGCAAAUUAUAUUGACGUAUCUGAUUAUAAAAAAGUAGCUUCUAGUAUGCUCAUAUAACGUUUAAAAAGUAUCCAUCUUCGUGUGCAAAUACACAUAAUUCCACAAGAAUAGCCUGAUAAUCGUGACAAAAAGUAGUGUUUUUUCACAGCUACAUUCGAAUUUGCAUGACGAAUUAUAUGCUUGCAGAACAUGUUAGUUUGCAUCACGUUAAUCAUGUUAAUUUGUUUAUCUAUUACGAAAUAUAGUU